This is a messenger RNA of Menidia menidia (Atlantic silverside), 3167 nucleotides long. NCBI's taxonomy places the organism in Eukaryota, Metazoa, Chordata, Actinopteri, Atheriniformes, Atherinopsidae. The record is from the annotation of a GenBank genome assembly.
CCUUUCUGUUCUUUUCCCAGUUGCAAAUAUUUCCAACUCCUUCUUGCCUUUGUUGGCAUUUAAUGGAAGAAAAAGCACCAAUCGGACCUGCCAUGGUAUCCAGGUUGCCUAAGUUUGGUGGACGCCCCUCAGCUGGUAGCACUGGACUCCUUUCCAAUGGUUCUACACAACCUACUUCUCCUUCCCAGGAUAGCAAGACCAUUUCCACAGGAACACGGCAAAAUGGUUUGAUCCGUCCCUCCCCUCUUUCCCUGAAAUGGAAGAGAGAUGAAGGGAUAAACUCUUCUUGCCCCUCCACCCCAACUUCUCCAAGGGAUUCAAGCGAAGACAAGGCUCAGUCACAGGUUUUUUCUUUGGCUAAAGAGCUAAAGAAUAGCUCUCCAUCAACGCCUAAGAUGCGCAGGUCAUCAUCGUUGAUGAUGGCUGUUUCUAGCCCUAAAGCUAUACCCAAGCAAUCCUCAAAGAUGAGUCCCAAAGUAGGGAUGAAGUUAAGCCAAAGCCCAAUUAAUGGUGUUUCAAAAAUAGGCCAUACCGGAUCCAGCAUUCCUGCUCGAACCUUAUCAGAGUCUCGGCUUGUGCCAUCGAUGUUAGGCUCUACCUCUCCCAGAAGCAACAGUCAAGACAGCCUUUCCCAUUCUAAUGAAAGUCUGAAGAUCAUAAACUUAGACAACAUGGUGCGUUCAAACAGCUUCACUCAUUUCAAACAGAUUCCUUCACCCACCAAUGAGCCCAUGACACGAUCUUUCUCCUUUAAUCGAGCUGUGGAACUUGCUAAGCCUCUGGCCAACACUCAGCUCCGGCCGCCUAGGAGUGGUUUUCUCAAACCUCCUCAACUUAGCAAUGGAAGAGUUGGUUUAGGUCUAAAUGGCAGUCUCGGAGGUUCAGGUUGUCUAAGUGGAGGAGAAGGGGGACCUCAGCACAGCAGAGCUCCUCCAUCAGCCUCCUCGGUGCCCAACCCCUCAAUCCCUCCAGCACUUGGUACUCCCCGGACUCUGAAAAAGCCUCUGCUUCCCAGUUCUAUACUGACCAAGUCACUGUCCAACAAUGGGGGCUCCUUUGGUUACAGAAUAUCUCAGUCUGGACAGGCCAAGCGACAGAAACCUCUUUUACCAGACAGGGUCAGGGAUGGUAUACGUUCCUCGGGAGCCUCUGAAUCUGGGGCACUGUCAGGAACGGUCGAUGCUGAACCAGCCAAUGAGGCUGAAAAAGCAGACAUUCGCCAUGACAGUGAUGAAAGCUCUGGAAAUGGCACUGGCAGUGGAGGAGAAAGUGGUGAAAGUAGGCAGAGUUCUGGUCCGGCAGCAUGCGAGACUCUAGAGGACAUGUCAUUAUCUUCUGCUUCAUCGCUAGACAGAGGUGACACCAGUGAAGAGUUUCUAGAUGACUUGGACUGUAUGGGAGAUGUCUUCAGUGAUGGGGAAAUGCCUGAUAACAAGAAAUCUAGAAGCCCUUCUGAAAGCCCCCUACACAUCUGUGUCAAUGAAGCGGUGGCCUGGGAGUCAUUGAAUCUGGCUGAAAACGAAGUUCGCUCUUUGCAUGAGUCCCGGGCAUCGAUGAUGUUGUCCCCCGAGCAGGCAGAUGCCCCUCAGGCUUUUUCUGUUGAGGUAUCACCCUCCAACAGCUCAAGUGGAACCUACAUGUGGGACGAAGAGGGUCUUGAGCCCCUUGGGGGAUGUGGAACUCAUCUCCUUGACAGUUAUGAUGACUCGGAACUCAACAGUAUGGAUAUUCUAAACAACCUGGACCCACCUGGAACUGGGGAUUUAGAAGACGAUGACCUCAUGUUGGACGUUGAUCUCCCAGAGGAUGGCUUACAUGGCUUUUACAGAAUGUCCCAUAAUGAGCGUAUGGAACGGGCCAGCCGACAGGGGCAGCGGCGUAAACAGCACCGCUGGAGUGGACCGGACCACUUGCACAAUGAUAACAGUCGGGCCCACGUUUUCCAAAAUUACAAUGGUCUGAAAGCUUCAAGGACCUCUUCACAGCCUGUCCAGUCUGAAGGCAGGCAGCACGGGUUCAGACCAACGCUGGAUGAACUUACCCUCGAGCACAUGACUCAGGAUUGCAGUUUACUCAAAAAUCAGCUGCUCAGACUUAAGACAUUAUUACAGCUUGAGGAAAAAGAUUUUCCAGCAGAUGUUUCUGAGACAUCUGAAGAAAACACCAAUGCAUCACAGUUGGAAGCAUUGAUUAAGGAAGUACAAGUACUGCGAGAGGAGCUCAGGAUUCGGGACAAGACAAUUGCACACCUCACUUUGCAGUGUCAACAGCUACAACAGCAAAAUCAGCAGGAACAAAUGGUCAGAUGCCAGUGCCACCACCAGAGGGCUCCCUCUUCACGAAGACAGAAUGACAGACAGAUGGACAAACGGAUACUGCACCACUAUGACAAAGCUACCCAAACAUACUGGAGACCACCAAACCAAGUUCCUCAAAUACUGCAGCCUUUCAACCCUUGUCUCAACGAGCAACCCCACCAGGGAAGACUUGUAAAAACUCCCCCCACCGAGGACCACAGUGAUCUCACAAGGAGUAAAUCAGAGGAAGCAACUUAUAAGGAUGGCGUUCAUCCUCCUGAAGCUCUCAUGGCACAUGUGUCCAAGAUAGCAGGCCCUGAUGAGCUAAGUCGUAUACCCGGCACCAACCGGCGCUGCUUGACUUCUACCGCUCCACAGGGGAUAACAGCCAGAGGCGGUCCAGCUUUAGCAGCUCAUGCUGCAGCACUGAAUAAGAAAAGGGCUCCCGCAAUGAUGCUCCAGAACUCUGUCACUCCAAGAUCUAGUGAUUCAACUUCCCAUCGCAUGCUGCAACCUCCUCGCCUUCACAAGCACGUGUCUCUUCCUGCAACCAAGCCAGGGGACACUGCUGGUUUUGCCUCUCAGAAGCCAGGGUGUUCCCUCGGGCCACUGGCUAACCAAACCAAGCAGCUGCCACCUCCAUCUAGAGGCCUUCCCUGCUUUAACACUGGAACCCAGCUGCAGUCCCCAAAACUGUUUCAUUCUUCACUACUUCAGCCUCUCAGAACAUCAGAGCCGAAAAGAGAUCUGCGGUGCACCAGAUCCAACUCAGUGGAGGAGCCCACCCAAAGGACACUAAAAGAGCCUGGGUCAGCUGAGAUCAUGAUUCCUCUUAGUCGCUCAUGCCUCCCCAAGCCAAAGAUUCCCUGA